Messenger RNA from Cryptomeria japonica (Japanese cedar), 2058 nucleotides. RefSeq names its product probable envelope ADP,ATP carrier protein, chloroplastic. The record is from RefSeq and is a predicted model, not a curated record. NCBI's taxonomy places the organism in Eukaryota, Viridiplantae, Streptophyta, Pinopsida, Cupressales, Cupressaceae. Gene Ontology annotation, cellular component: thylakoid membrane. Gene Ontology annotation, molecular function: ATP transmembrane transporter activity. Bases 508 to 1746 code for a protein of 412 amino acids. The transcript is spliced from 10 exons. Gene Ontology annotation, biological process: transmembrane transport.
AGAUCCCAUUCUUGUUUUAGAGCAGCUAAUACAAAUUGCCAAUUCUAUGAAAAUUCUAAUUGUUUGGCUCUAUACAAAAGCAUCACGCCUCAGGGAGGCUUCUAUUUAAUUGACAAUUGACAUGGAUAUUUAGGGAGGACUUCCAGUUCAAUCCAACGGUGUGGAUCUCCUAAAGAUAAUGAUAUUCAACGUUUGGACGUUAGAUGAAAAGAAAGACAACAAGAGUUUAAAGAAAGCCUACCUGAAGCGAAUGAACAACUAUGGAAGCUCAAAUUCAGAUAGGCACUAUUCAGAUUCUGGCAUCUAAUUUUUGGUUUUAACCAAAUUUAGUUAAAUUGGGGUUGGAUUCUGUGAGAACUUUAGAGAUACCCCACGUUUUCAUUGCUCUAAUAUUUUCAUUCAUUCAUCAUAUAAAAACUGAUUGUUGUUCUAGCAGUAAAAUCUCUACUGGGUUCCUGGAAGCUAUUUGCUUUUGAAGCAAUUUAAGCUUUGUUGGUGUUGGGUGUAAUGAAAGAGAGCUACACUCACGCUCAUGAGGCUUCAUCCUGCAGGGCUAAAUUGAUUUUUAGAGAAAUCAAAGCAUUAAAUCAUGGGAAUGGGGAAGUGGAUAGCAUUCAUCACUUCCAGAAAAUGGAGUUUAUUCAUGUGGGUAGUGAAAGGAAGUCAAGUCAAGGAAGAGGGACAUGCUGGGCUUCAUUGUCUGAGAGUGUCUCUGUGAAGGACAAACCAUCAGUAACGAUGAACAUUUCAAAGAGCAAACCAGAUGUGAAAGAUGUGAAGGAUGCCAGAUGGCAUAAUCCUACAUUUGACCAGCUCAUGAAACAUCCAUUGGCAUUAUUGGCAUUUAUACCCAAAGAUGCGUCACUGUUUAUUGCAGGUGCAGCAGCUGGUGCUGCUGCCAAGACUGUUACUGCACCUCUGGACAGAAUCAAACUUUUAAUGCAGACUCAUGGAAUAAGAGCAACACAAGAAAGUGCUCAGAAGGGGAUUGGUUUCAUUGAGGCUAUCAGAAAGAUUGGAAAUGAAGAAGGAUUGAAAGGUUACUGGAAAGGAAAUCUCCCUCAGGUGAUACGUGUAAUUCCAUAUAGUGCUGUGCAACUAUUUGCGUACGAAUUUUACAAGAAACUAUUCAAAGGUAAAGAUAUGGAACUGUCUGUUCUGGGAAGGCUAGCAGCAGGAGCUUGUGCAGGCAUGACUUCAACGCUAGUUACGUAUCCUUUGGAUGUCCUACGUUUACGCCUGGCUGUUGAUCCAGCCUGCAAAAGCAUGAGCCAGGUUGCAAUAAAUAUGUUACAAGAUGAGGGAUUUGGAUCAUUUUAUAGAGGUCUUGGGCCAUCUCUUCUUGGCAUUGCACCCUACAUUGCUGUCAACUUUUGUAUUUUUGAUUUAAUUAAGAAGUCCCUUCCAGAGGAGUUGAGGAAGAAACCAGAGGCUUCUUUUGCAACUGCAAUUAUUUCAGCCACAUGUGCAACAUUGAUAUGCUAUCCUCUUGACACAGUUAGGAGACAGAUGCAAAUGAAGGGCUCCCCGCAUAAAAAUGUUUUGAAUGCCUUUUCAGGUAUUAUUGCACGGGAUGGUGUUAUUGGAAUGUACAGGGGUUUUGUACCCAAUGCUCUGAAAAAUCUACCAAAUAGCAGCAUUCGUCUCACUACAUUUGAUACAGCAAAGGCUCUCAUCCAAGCAGGUACGAAUGAACUUGAGAAGAUUAGGAAUGCAAAUCGCGAAUUCAUGGAAGACAUACAAUAGUUCACCAGAUAUUGAAUUCUUAUUUUUUCUAAAAUAAAAAUGGCAAGUGGUGCGCAUUGUACAAAACUCGGACAUUUUUAUUGGAAGAGGGAUAUAAUUCUCUUACAGAAUGCUAUUUAUAUAUGCUUUAGUGCAUUAUAUUUACCUGUAAAAGCAUAAUUUAAUAACAGUUUUCUCUGGAAAGAAAAUGUAGAUCUUUCCAGAUCAAAUGCCCAUAAAGAAAUGGGAAUUUUUACCCAUCCAGUACCUCACAAUUAUUAUCGUGGAGGUAUAAUGAGUUUCGAUAUUUCAUUAUAGAAAAAUGAUUGUUAA